Messenger RNA from Octopus bimaculoides (California two-spot octopus), 2282 nucleotides. Its product is annotated as vitamin D3 receptor. The record is from RefSeq and is a predicted model, not a curated record. NCBI's taxonomy places the organism in Eukaryota, Metazoa, Mollusca, Cephalopoda, Octopoda, Octopodidae. Gene Ontology annotation, biological process: positive regulation of transcription by RNA polymerase II; negative regulation of transcription by RNA polymerase II; cell differentiation. Gene Ontology annotation, molecular function: zinc ion binding; nuclear receptor activity; RNA polymerase II cis-regulatory region sequence-specific DNA binding.
GAUUUUAAAAGAAAAUAAAAGUGAACACAAGAGGCGACCCAAGCCGAAAGAUGGUUCAAAGCUCACGUGCCGUGUAUGUGGAGAUGUUGCUUUAGGAUACAACUUUGAUGCUAUUACGUGUGAAUCGUGCAAAGCAUUUUUCAGGCGGAAUGCUCUGAAGAAGAAGGUUUUUAUUUGUACAUUUGAAAAUAAAUGCCACCUAGACCAGCACACCCGUAAAUUCUGCGCCAGUUGUCGGCUGAAGCGUUGUUUUGAAGUGGGAAUGAAGAAAAACUGGAUAUUAAACGAAGACCAAUUGAAGAAAAGAAGACAGAAGUUAAACGUGGCGAAAAGGAACAAAUCAAAAACACUCCACCCCUCUUUACCAUCACCUUCCAGUUCCUGUUCGAGUCAGUCGAACAUGUCGGUGACUUCAAACUGGUCAUAUAACGGUAGUUUUGAAUAUUUCAGAGAUAUGAGUCCUUUUACAUGUUACCGACCAAUAGUCGAAUCAGAAUUCAGACAGAUCAUUUUGCCUGUUGACAAAUAUUCCAUUCUAUCAGAUGUGUAUUGGAAUAUGUUGACCACUAACAAACAGGGCCGGCAUAUACUGUCAGCACUGAGGCUGCUUGUUGAACACCACGAGAGACUGUUCAAUAAUUAUUAUAGAUACGGCGAAGAUAUCAUUUCUAAUUUACCUAACGAACCCAUUGACUAUAUGAACAGAGCUAUUACAAUGCUGAUAUCAUUCAUGAGAAGUUUACCAGAAUUUCAAACAUUGUCGCAUGAAGAUUACAUGACAAUAUUUAUGGGAAAUAUUCGAGAAGUUUUCGUCAUUCGAGCAGCAAUGACAUUUUCAUUCAGAGGAGAAUACAUAGUAUUCCGGAAUCAGAAAGGCCAAGAGAAAUGUUUAGAUCCAACGGUUCUGAAGAGCUCCUUGGGAGAGAAACUAUAUAACCAAAUUGCAUAUUUUAUAAAAUCAUUUCAAGAGUGUACCAACGAAGAUAAGGUUAUAAUGAUUAUGCUUAUGCUUAUUGAAUUUCUCAAUCCUUACAAACCGAAUGUCGAGAACAAAUACUUUUUGCAAACAGCACAAGAGAAAUAUGACUUUUGGUUAAAAGUGUACAUCGAGGCUAAAUAUCCGGAAAACAUUGCUAGUCUUAUUUACAGACAAAUCAUCAUGAAGUUAUCUGAUGUACGAGAAAUUGGUCACAUCUGUAACGAAGCAAGUAAAAAGUUUUUGUGGGAGGAUUUUCUUCUCUUAAUUGUCGAUAUCUUAGACAUAAAUUGAACAGAUUUCAUAUAUGAACGAGUAAAAUACCCUUAAUUUAUUGUGAUCAACUGUUUUCAUAGUGUAUACUUAUAUUUUCAUUGUAUAUUUUUGGUUCGAUGUUCUAAGUAUAAAUAUUUCUCUUGUUUCAAAACUUUCAAUAAAUAACAAUAUUUACCAUCAUUUAUAUUUCAAGUACACAUAUAUACAUGCAUACAAACAGAGACAUACGCAUGCACAUGCAUAUACAAAUGCAAAAAUACGCGCAUAUAUCCACUCAAACACAUAUUGGAAGAAUUAUAUAUGUACAAACGUGCAUGUAUAUAGGGGUAGAAUUUUAGAACUAACACGCAUAACACACACGCACCGAACCUGAAAUAGAAGGUUGGACUUGCGACUCUAGUUUCAUGCAACAAUCUUCAGCUGCGUAAAACUCGAUUCACUUUCAAUAGUAAGUAUCCUCUACAUCAUAUAUUGAGCACUUCUCUCAGUCUUCCCACAUAAAGUAACACACACACGCACACACAGAUAUAUGUUUACAUAUGAAUGUAAAUAUACAUCUAUAUAUCUAUUUCUAUAUAUAUAUGUAUAUGUAUAUCUAUCUAUCUACAUAUAUAUAUAUAUCUACACACACACACACACACACACACACACACACACACACACACACACACACACAUAUAUAUAUAUAUAUAUAUAUAUAUACAUAUCUAUAUAUAUAUGUAUAUCUAUAUGUAUAUAUAUAUCUGUAUUUUUAUUUAUUUAUUUAUUUAUUUAUGUGUUUCAGCCAAGUGGCUGCGGUUAUGCUGGUGCACCACCGAGAUUUUCACGUUCCUUGCAUGGCUCUUCUCCCCCACCUGACAUGAUCCAAUCAAGAGUUUUGAUGGCACAUCUGAUGUAUAGGAAAAUUUGAUAUAGCUGCCCUAAACUGCGUCUCAUUACGAGCCAUUGGUUCGUCUGGUAUCGUGGAGAGGAAAGUGUCAAGUUUUGUCUUGAAGACCUCCGCAUCCAUGUCUUGCAUGUCUCUCAAAUG